AUGACCGACCAACAAAAGAACUUAGCUAAUGGACUCCCACAAACUUUCCGGUUCAUCACGGAUCACAACAGCGAUGGCAAAGCCAUUUUCUCUGAUAGAAUACCGGAAGGCCAGCCCUGGGUUCCUGUCGAUGGGCAAGCCAAUUUCGCGCUCAAUUAUACUACAAGUCAGUAUCCUGUAAGCUUCAAAGACAACAAGGACUUGGCACAGUACGAAGGCAAUCUUACGGCGAAGCCUGGUCUGGUAGUACCUGGAGGCUCAGUGUUGCGUGUCGUCGAUCUGAUGCCUGGCGGUGUGUCAGCAAUGCAUCGCACGGUAAGCCUCGACUACGGGGUUGUGCUCGAAGGCGAGAUCUACUUGGAGCUCGACUCAGGUGAGAAAAGGCUCAUGCGCCGGGGCGACAUUUCUAUUCAGCGAGGAACCAACCAUGCCUGGAGAAACAAUAGCGAUAAACAGUGGGCGCGUAUGAUGUACGUCUUACUGGAAGCCGAGCCGAUGCAAGUUGGGGACAAAUUUCUUGGGGAAGACCUUGGUGAGAUGAAAAACGUCCGAUCAUCAGGGUGA
Messenger RNA from Cyphellophora europaea CBS 101466, 564 nucleotides. RefSeq lists its product as uncharacterized. Bases 1 to 564 code for a protein of 187 amino acids. The transcript has a single exon. The record is from RefSeq and is a predicted model, not a curated record. Lineage: Eukaryota; Fungi; Ascomycota; Eurotiomycetes; Chaetothyriales; Cyphellophoraceae.